CCGUCGUGCGAGGAGCGUCGCCGCGCGUUCCUUGUUCGCGAAAAGUCUUCCUGGAGGACAAAAAAGGAGUCAGCUAACGAUAAAAGAUCUCCAGUUCUCGACACGCUAUUUGCGAGGUUUGUUUUGUGUUUUUUUGUUUAUCUUCGUUUCGCGUUUUCUCGAUGACUACGGUGGGUGCGCGUUUUUGUUGUUAGUUCGGUAUCUGUGCUGAAAUAUGGGUGCGUAAAAUCGCAUCGUGAAAAAGGUUGAAGAAACGUUUGUUAUGUACCGGAGGUGCGCUUUAGACGGUUGAGAUUUUCACAUAAGAGUGAGAUUUCUUUCGCGGACAGAAUAUCGACAAGGAUUUAUUCGCACUGUUAGCCAGGUGAACAGACUCGAGAUCUGUGAUGGAUUUAUGGUGACCGGUCAGUAUCUCAAACGCCUUGUUCGAAAUCGUUUGAUUUUGUGUUUUAGUUGAGGCGAAAGGCUCAAGUUUGUUGUUCAGUUCGCGUUCUUUCGUUCGUUUGUUCUUUAUACGUCAGUGAAUGGAAGAAGAGAAGAGACGGAAGUUUUUACGACCUUCGCUUCGCUUGGAACAAAGACUCCCGGCUGGCUCGGCACCGUUUUAUCGAUUCAGCUCUCUCUCUAUCUACGUAAUAUGAUCGGAUACCGCAGUAUAAUCGUACCCUGGUGAAAACUGACACGAGGAGCAAGCAGCCAGCUUUUCGAGAACCGCAUCUGCGACCAUCAAAAAUCGAGUCAGGAUGCAGGGGCGUCGAUCACAGAAGUGUCCCAAGUCGAGGCGAUGACUUGUCCGGAUGGAGACCGACGAAGGUGCGGAGCCCCCUGGGGCUUGGAUCAACUUCCUGUUUCCUGCCAACAUGUUAACGGACCGACGAGACGCGCCACUUGAAUCCUAACUUAAACUUAAAGUUCAGCGUCGAUUCGCCCUCGAACACGUGUCCCAGCGAAUUGAUUUAAACGGGACGAACCCAGAUGACCUACUUCUGGUGCAUGGCCGACGAAAUUUCCUCAAAUUCAUUUAUUUCCGGCGGAAUCGAACCGUGAAACGAAUUCGAUCGAAAUUGUCGACGUACCAACGUCACUUCAAAGGAUAACUGAAAACUGGUUUUGCUUCAGACGGUGAUUAAAAAGGGAUAAAGAAAAAAAUAUACGUACGAGUUGAUUCGAGAGAUCACUUACUAUACAUUACAUCGAUAUGUAAUACAUCGUCAAACUACGAGACGUAUUUUUAAAGGAUCGGAGAAGUGAUCGGUUUCUCAGUGUCACCACAAGCGAAUAAUUACUUUUCAAAGAAAAGUUUCUGAAAUUUCAGCGAGUAUCAACAUUUGCCAAUAUUACAUCUAAAACCAUUGAAACUAAUUCCCCACGAAAAAUGGCGGCUCCGGUGAUCGAAAAGAAGCGUUUCUUCUGUCGAGAAUGGGCCUUCAUGAAGUUGUCACACUGCUUGGAGCAACGACCGGCCUCGAAGACAUGCGGUGCUCUGAUCGUCGGCGGUCCCGGAAGCGGAAAAACCGCACUCUGUGCAGAAUUGGCGUGGCCAUCGUCCGGUGCCGGCGCCCGUCACCAACGAGCGCUAAACAGAAGGCUCUUGGCCAGACAUUUUUGCCAAGCGAGAAGCGAGGCGUCUCUGUCGCCGGCACAGUUCGUCAGAUCGUUGGUAGCCCAGCUGUUGCAAGCCAGCACCGACGGCAUCCACCUGUCGUCGCCCGCCUCGCCUACUCCCAGUACUGGAACAACGUCACUCACGUCAAGAGAAGCCGUCGCAGAAUCGUACGCCGACAAGCUGCGUACAGACUCUGAAAUCCAGGCGGCUCUACAGCCAGACGUUUUGGACCGCGACCCCGACGACGCCUUGAAGAAGGCUCUGCUCUUUCCUCUGCUGGAGGUCGAACCGCCAAAAAACUGCCUCUUUUUACUCGUCGACUCGAUCGACGAAGGACAAGUACUGAAUCCUCCCCAAACCGGGACUAGAGACUCGAGACAGGAAGGCGACAAUGUCAGCAGGACGAUAGCCGAACUACUCGCUAACCAUCAUCAUUUAUUUCCUCAAUGGCUACUUCUUGUUUGCACAGCGAGACGACAGAGCAAGACAAUCUCGCGGAUGUUCACGGGAUUUCGAAAAAUCAGUCUUGAUGAUCUGAGAAAGUCGCAGGUCGUCAGAGACGUACAGCAGUACAUUCUGGCGAGACUCGAUCAGGAGGAUGCCCUGCGGCAACAUAUCUCCAGGGACACGGCGGAGAUGCUUAAUCAAUUGCACAUAAAGAGUAACGGCUGUUUUCUUUACUUGGAAAAAGUUUUGGACGGCGUGGCCGAGAACUUUAUCGUGCUACGGGAAGUUCGCGAAAUCCCGGGAACACUCAACGGUCUUUAUCUCUGGCUGUGUCAACGUUUGUUUAGCAGAAAACAAUUCGCCAAGGUUCAGCCUCUCUUAAAUGUAAUUCUGGCUGCUAAAUUGCCAGUCACUCAAGAGAUUUUGUACAAGUGCGUUUGGACCGCAAACACCUCGAUCACAAUAGAAGACUUCAAUCGACGGCUACACCUUCUUCGACGUGUUAUUUCGGUUUCCAGAGCCGGUGCAUUGAUGCUUUUUCACCAUAGCUUUGCCGAGUGGCUUUUAGACGUGAAACACUGCACCCAAAAGUACUUGUGCUCAGCUCCCGAAGGCCACGCAAUGCUCUCAGCUUACUACACUCUGCGUGGUCCGGAGUUAAACUCCGACGAGAUUUGCGUCCUUGGACAGCAUCUUCAACGCUCCAUGACAAAUCUCAACGCAACAACCUGUACAUUAGACGCUCACACGCUUCAAGUUUUAUGGAUGAUCGGCAGUAGUGCACCGAUUGAAAAUUGUUACUUGGAUAGCUCUGAUUGCAUCCUCUGGCCAAGGCAGGACACGAAAUUGUUAAGAUUACUCGUUGAUGCCGGAGCUAAACCUUCGGAAAAAAUCAUUGAAGAGGAUACGAUCAGGGACGUCGUUUCUACUAGUCAGGUCUCGCAGGACGUUAGUCCAAUGGAAGAAUCUCUGGGUGAACCGUUGACCGAACUCCUUGGGGAGAGCGGGGAUAUCAACCAAGCAGAUUCCAGUGGCCGUACCGUUUUACACACCCUAGCAGCUGAUGGCAAUGCGUCUCUUCUGGAACUGGCUCUUGCUGCUUGUCCACAGGCCAAGCUCGAAGCUACAGAUCGACACGGUCAGACACCUCUGAACCUUGCAGCAAGACAUGGCUACGCUGAUGUAGUGAGAGUUUUACUUGCAGCUGGAGCUAGCGCGGAUCAUGCGGACUGUGAUGGCUGGACCGCCCUGAGGGCAGCCGCCUGGGGCGGGCAUACCCAGGUACAACUACAGCCAUGUCACUCCUCGCACAUCCUCAACAGUGUUAAAAGUACCCCCGAUGUAGUUGUCGAGCAGCUUCUAGACCGAGGGGCAAUGGUAGAUUGUGCAGAUUGGGAUCAGCGCACGGCUCUCCGAGCAGCUGCUUGGGGUGGUCAUGAAGAUAUCGUCAAAGCCCUAUUGCAGCAUGGUGCUGAUGUUAAUAGAACGGAUGACGAAGGCAGAACCGCCUUAAUCGCAGCUGCUUACAUGGGUCACAGUGAAAUAGUUGAACACCUCCUUGACUUUGGUGCUGAGAUUAAUCAUGCAGAUAGCGAUGGUAGAACAGCGCUCAGCGUUGCAGCCCUUUGUGUUCCAGCCAAUCACGGUUAUGCCAAGGUAGUAACGAUACUCUUAGAGCGUGGUGCUGCGGUAGAUCAUCAGGAUAAGGAUGGCAUGACCCCUUUACUAGUUGCCGCUUUCGAGGGUCACAGAGAUGUUUGUGAACUACUUCUGGAAUAUGAAGCAGACGUAGAUCACUGUGAUGCGACAGGACGAACACCGCUUUGGGCAGCUGCGAGCAUGGGACAUGGAUCAGUUGUAGCAUUGCUGUUGUUCUGGGGCUGCUAUGUCGACAGCAUAGACAAUGAAGGAAGGACAGUACUCAGUGUUGCUGCAGCUCAAGGUGGCACCGACGUAGUUAAACAGCUCCUUGAUCGAGGCUUGGAUGAGCAACAUAGAGACAAUUCCGGGUGGACACCGUUACACUAUGCUGCUUUUGAAGGACAUGUCGAUGUCUGUGAGGCAUUGUUGGAAGCUGGAGCCAAGGUCGACGAAACUGACAAUGAUGGCAAAGGUGCGCUAAUGUUAGCAGCGCAAGAAGGACACAGCGCUCUGGUAGAAAGAUUGCUACAACAUCACGGUGCUCCAAUAGAUCAACAUGCACAUGACGGAAAGACUGCUUUGAGAUUAGCUGCACUAGAAGGCCACUAUGAUACAGUUAGAGUAUUACUAGCUCACAGUGCUGACGUUAAUGCUAAAGAUGCUGAUGGCAGAAGUACUCUCUAUAUUCUUGCAUUGGAAAACAGAUUAGCCAUGGCUAGGUUUUUAUUGGAACAUGCGCAUGCCGAUGUUGAAAGUAGAGAUUCUGAGGGAAGGACUCCAUUACACGUGAGUGCAUGGCAAGGUCAUGUGGAGAUGGUAGCUUUGCUACUAACUGAAGGCGGAGCUGGAGUUAAUGCAUGUGACAACGAAAGGCGAACUCCCUUACAUUCUGCAGCAUGGCAAGGCCAUGCAGCUAUUGUCAGACUUCUUCUGGAGCAUGGGGCAACACCUGAUCAUACCUGUAAUCAAGGUGCAACUGCAUUAGGUAUUGCUGCGCAAGAGGGUCACGAACAUUGUGUUAGAGCGCUUCUAAAUCAUGGCGCUGAUCCAAACCAUUCGGAUCAUUGUGGACGAAAUGCUAUUAAAGUAGCUGCAAAGAGUGGACAUGACACAGUUGUUAGACUGCUAGAAGAACAUACGGCGAGUCAAAAGAAUUUGAGACCAGGAGUUAAUGGAGGUGGAAGCAGCAGUGCCACUUCAGUCACAUCGAACUCCACUGCUGAAACUAAGCCAUCAUCAGCUAUUCUCAAUCCGUUAUCUACCCAGUAUAGCCCUGCAGAAUCACCUGAUUCAACCAAGAGAAGAAGUUGUGUAUCACUUGGUAACAACUCAAGUAACAGCAAAUCGAGUAGUAAUUUAACGGGCAGUACCAAGAGUGAUCAAGGAAAGUUUAGUCAGAACUCAAUGGUCAACCAGGUAAUUAAAGCUCCGUUAUCUUUUACUCAACAACUACAGCAGUGCUCUAGAGGAGCGAAAAGUCGUCCUUUAAGUAAACUAUUGUCUCCGUUGAAAAGCGAGCCACAAAGUCCUAUCUACGCAUCUCCGCCACAUUCUCCGUUAAGCGACAGUUUGAUCCCAUAUUCACCAACUAAUACGAGCCCACCCAGUGCACAAACUGCAGCGAGUGUGAUACAAAGUCAAUUAGGUGUAUCUUUGUUGACGGCUAAUCAAAGUAUACAAUAUAAAGCUCAAGGGGGAAUGUACAAUCACGCAACCGCGAUUUAUGAGCCAAUAAAUAUAAAAACUGAAAUUAUUGAUAGAAACGACGGUACAAAGCCGUUUGACUUGACCAACGAAAUGUUGGGCUUAAGCAUUGGUAAAGAUAAGAAAAAUGGACAUGACGAAAAACGAAAUUCCGCAGAUACUCAUUUCACACGGGACACACACAUGAGAAUAAUAUUAGGUAAUAGCGGUGCGGGAGUCGGUAGAAAUGUCAAACACAUACCGGAAAAUACUCCUGGAAGCGGCAGUAAUCCGAAACCAAAACGUAAUGGGCUUGUAUCAAACCCGGCUAUGAGGCUAGUUGCAGGUGUGAGAAAUGGUAUUGAAAAUGCUACGAAUAGAAACAAACCCAUUACUACAAGAGUCAAUGGAUUUCAGUGGAAGGCGGAGACACGGAAAGAAACUCCAUUAUAGGAGCAGUGGACAGUCAUCCCUCAUCCACACUGUAGCCUUAGCUUCUUCGCAGUCAGGAAUUAUACGUGAAGUUGUCUACAGAUUUUCAAGAAGCACAAGGCAUGGCAUAAAAACAGUACCCGGCCAAAACAUGCAGACAGCUUGGGAAAAAUUUUGAAAGUUGAAGCAAUAGUGUGCUUUAAUUAUCCGCUUUUCAAUUUGUGAUGCCGCAACCGGGCAUCACAAAUCGGUACCACACCUGGAGAACAUUUAUCAGCAAAAAGCGAAAGUCGUUGAAUAAAUUCUUCUCCUUUUAUUUGAGCAAAAUCAAAGUGUCUCAAAUAAAAAGUGAUGAAAAUAACACGAGAUGAAAAGAAUAAAUGGCAAAUAAAUAUUGAGCAAAUAUUACCUAAUACAUAAUACCAAAUAUUAAAUUGCAUAAGUAAUUACGUAUAUAAAGUUAAGAAAUAUAAUCUUACGUAAAAAAAAACUUUGUAUAAAGGUAAUGGUAAUGAAAUUCUGUACUGAUCUCACUAAUACUACAUAUUGAUAUCUACUAAUUAUAUUUUGAAGAGGAUAAAGAACAAACUCAAAUUAUAUAUGAAAUAUUGCAAAACUUUUCUUACAAACACGGGACACAUCGUGAAUAAAUAUUCGACAAUUUGAAGGAAAUUUGAGAAUAAUGAGAACCGUGAAAGAAACGAAAAACUUCUCAGCAAUCAAUCUUCCUGAUGGAAUGAUUACGAUGUUACGAUGCAAAAGCUGCUUGAAAUACGUAAAAUUAUGGCCUAACUCCGACACGGAACUGAGCCUAUAUGUAAAUAAGUACAAGUUAUUUAUGCAUUGUGCACAAAAAUCGAUCGUAUCUAUUAUUACGUCACGCUGUAUGUGCAAUUAGAAGUAGAUCAACCGAACAACUAAAUUGAGAAAUUUCUAUUGUAUAACUGUAUGCACCAACGGAGAGAAAAUAACACCUGAAAAAUAUUGAGUUGUCUAUCACUGAAUGGGAAUGCAUCUGGAGUUUUUAUGCAACGUAAGUCAUGCUUCACACUUUUUAUUUCAGAUACUUAGCUAAAUACAUUAUUAUUAUUAUAUUACAUGUCAUAACAGAAUUUUUGAAUUUUAAGACAUCACAUUAGAAAAGUUUUGCUGUGCCAAUCAUCUCUGUACUAAACUCAACUGGCCCUUUACAGUUCAAUCUACAACCACUCUAUUCUGCCUUAUAGAUGCUCUGAUCGCGAUGUCUCAACGCUGGACACUCCGCUAACUUGCUUCACAUUCCACCUCAAACUAAUUAUGUAAUCCAAUUGAAAUACGCGAAAUAGAUACUGAACCUACUUUUUACGGGAGCUAACCAAAGAUUACCAACAAGAUUAAUAGAUUAAACGAAAAAAGCAUUUAAUGAAUGACCCCCGAAGUAAGAAAUUUUUUUUGUUAACUAUCAAUUAUUUUUUUUACUGUUUAAGAAAAAACUCCAUCUUGCCUUCAUUUAUAAAUAAAUUUAAAAAGCCUUGCGGAUUGAAGGUGAUGAAUGAAAGGAAAAAUUAUUGAAGAAUUGAACAAAGUUUGCCUACUUGCGAAUUAAUAAUUAUUAACUUUAACAAUAACGCAAUAAAAUUAUAAACGACCUUUAGAUUAACAUUAUAUAUAAAUAUUUCUACAUUACUGUCGUAAUAUUAAACGUCAAUUCUUUCGUGUAUUAGAAUCUACUCUUAUAUUAUACCACAUAAAUUGGCAUCCAACAAACAGGACUUUAGAUCUGUGAAAUCUAAUAAAACUCUAUUAUGUAAUACUGAAAAAUUGCCUGAAAUUAAUGUCGAUUUUAAUACUUUCUGAAUCGUAGCAAUUCUCGGAUCCUGCAAUUUGCAAAGGAUUUCUAUUUUCAGAAUUUAGACCCAACGCAUAUGUCCCAUGGAACUAUACAUAAAGAAAAAUAUUCCAUUGCUAUUGAUGAUAUGUAAAAAAUGAAUUUAAUAAUCAAUAGUACUUGAGUACAUGAUAAUUAUCGAUCUGGCAAGGUUUGUACUGUUUAGAAUUUAGUAGUUGUAGCUAUGACAUUGACAUAAUUUUAUGGAAUUGAGUUUUUAUAUGAUCCGUACUUAUAAAACCCUUACUCAGUAGCAAACAUAGAUAAAUUUCGUUUGCCAUCAACAAGACUCAAAGUCUAUGUUUGAACGGAAAAAAUAAUGAUACGUAAAACUUUCUUCUACAAGGUUUAGAAAAAUAUUUUGAAUGUUUAGAAUAUGAUUUAAUAUCAAGAAAGUGUAAAUCCAAGGCCUACAUGUAAUAACGAAUAUAUAUUGUAUUUAAUUUUUCGUAAUCACAUGGCAAACGAUUUAAUUUAGCAUUAGUAAAUAGAGUAUUUAAUAUCUACUGACCGUUUCUAUCGUAUGUUGAGUAUAGCUUUAAUUACGUAUAAAUGUUGGUUCAUGCUAAUUUUAACUAAACGGGAUGUUAAUAAAAGUUAGCAUGUACAACAAAUAACUUCUGUGUGAUUUUUUUUAGGUCAAGAAAUGUGAUUUAAAUGAUGCUAAAUUGAGAGAGUAAAAAUUUUUAGAAAUGAGUUACUAAGAAGAAAAUAGUAUAAUUAGUAAAAACCAUUGUUAGCAAAGUUUAAAGUAGUUUAAUAACUAUUAUUAUGAUUACUAAUAUUGUAAAUAACUAACUAAAUUAUUAUUAAAAGUGGUGUUCGGUUUAGCGCACCCUGUAAUAUGAAAAUAGUAAACGGAAAAUAAAACCUUGUGUUAAACUGAAAAUUUGUGUUCAUAUAACAAACUGUAAAUCGUAAAUAUUAUCUUCAGAUGAAUACAACAACAGCGUUUCCGAAAGUGAAAGAAUGUAUUAUAAAGUAAAUGAUAGUGAUCUUCCUCACAUUGUAUAAAUAAAAAUCAUUGUGCUGUUUAAA
Neodiprion virginianus is the source of this 8714-nucleotide messenger RNA. RefSeq names its product ankyrin repeat domain-containing protein 50. The transcript has 17 exons. The record is from RefSeq and is a predicted model, not a curated record. Gene Ontology annotation, molecular function: protein binding. The coding region runs from base 1376 to 5830 and encodes 1484 amino acids. NCBI's taxonomy places the organism in Eukaryota, Metazoa, Arthropoda, Insecta, Hymenoptera, Diprionidae.